AUGUAUUCAUUCUUUCUUUCUUUUAUUUUUUUACCGUCUUAUUCAUUAUUGCCUCAUUCUUUUCUUUUAGUUGUCGACUUGCUUUCACCCUGUCUUUCUUUAGUCAUUUCGUUCUUUCUUUCUUUUUAUUUUUCUUCCGUCUUCUUCCUUAUUGCCUCAUUCAUUGCUUUUCCCUCCUUUUCUUUAGGACUUGCUUUCAUACUCUCUUUCUUUAGUCAUCUCCUUCUUUCUUUUUAUUUUUCUUCCGACUUGCUUUCAUACUCUCUUUCUUUAGUCAUCUCCUUCUUUCUUUCUUUCUUUCUUUCUUUUUAUUUUUCUUCCGUCUUCUUCCUUAUUGCCUCAUUGAUUGCUUUUCCCUCCUUUUCUUUAGGACUUGCUUUCAUACUCUCUUUCUUUAGUCAUCUCCUUCUUUCUUUCUUUCUUUCUUUCUUUUUAUUUUUCUUCCGUCUUCUUCCUUAUUGCUUCAUUCAUUGCUUUUUCCUCCUUUUCUUUAGGACUUGCUUUCACCCUGACUUGCUUUCACCCUCUCUUUCUGUAGUCAUUUCCUUCCUUCCUUCUUUCUUUCUAUUUUUUCUCUUCUUAUUCAUUGUUGCCUCAUUUUUCCCUUUUUUUCUCCUUUUUUCAGUGCUUGCUUUCUGUCUGUCUUUCUUUAAUCCAUCUAUAUCUCUCUAUUUCACUAUAUCUUUCCUUCAUGCUAUCUCUCUCUCUCUCUCUUUAUUAGUGUCUCUCUCUGAUAUUGUAUCUCUCUAUAUCUCUACGCGGCUCUCUCUCUUUGUAUUUCUCCUUGAUGCUGCCCAUCUGUGUAUCUCCCCGUCUCUCUCUGUGAGUUUCUCUAUCUCUCACCUUAGGUCUGUGUCUCUUUCUACCUCUCUAUAUUUGUCUUUGACUCUCUCUGUCUUCCGUGGUUGCUGUCUCUGUUUAUCUCUCCCUCUAUUUGUAUCUUGGCGUAGUUUUCUCAGUGUCUAUCCUUUGAACUUGUCUCUCUAUUUCUCCAUGACAUUUUUGGGAUUUUACAUUACGCACUUCUACAUGACGAUCGCUAUCUCUCUGCUUCCGUCUGUCUUUCUCUUUAACUGCUCUCUCUCUCUCUCUCUCUCUCUCUCUCUAUUUCUCUGUAUCUCUCAGUGA
Messenger RNA from Acanthosepion pharaonis, 1128 nucleotides. Lineage: Eukaryota; Metazoa; Mollusca; Cephalopoda; Sepiida; Sepiidae. The record is from the annotation of a GenBank genome assembly.